Closterium sp. Yama58-4 is the source of this 3750-nucleotide messenger RNA. The record is from the annotation of a GenBank genome assembly. Lineage: Eukaryota; Viridiplantae; Streptophyta; Zygnematophyceae; Desmidiales; Closteriaceae.
AUGGCCAACGCUGCGUCGGUCGGCGCCAUGACGCCACUCCCGCUGUCCUCCGCGCAUGCCGUUCUAGUACCUUACGAUGCCUCCGCGGCUGCGACUUCUUCCGCUUCCGCUUUCAACUCCUCCGCGGACCUGCCUCAGCCGCAGCGGCCGCAGCAGUCGCAGCCACAGCAGCCGGCGUCGCGUCAUCAACCGCAUGUUGCGGCUUCCCCCGCAACCAGUCCCGUUUCCGCCGCCUCCCCCGCUUCGAACAUCUCCGCCGACCCGCCGCAGCACCCGCAUCAGCCGCAGCCGCAGCAAUCGCUUUCGCGCCUCCAGGCACACGCCAUGCUCAUCGCCGCCGCCACAGGCCGCGUCGCGCUGCCCAAUCUUUCCGCCGCUCGCCCCGCCGCGACGCAUAGCGAGAACGUUAGCGAAGAGCAACCUGACGAAAACGGCGACCUGACGAAUAGCAACGGCAAGACUGAUAUACGCGAUACUGUCAGCAUCGGAAUUCGCAGGAGCGUGGCCUCAGCGUCGCACGGCAACUCCGUGGCGCCUCCGGAUCCCGCGACGGCAGCGACGACAGCCGCGUGCGACACGCCGGGCUAUAACGGGACGGCUUUACGCGGUGGUGGCGCCACCAUAGCCCGGAACGGCUCCGCAAAUCUCGGAGAUGCGAUAACCCGCCUGCUUUCCGACACCGUGGCGUCGCCGCCUGUGCCGCCGCAUGUGCCGCCGCUGAUGCCGCAGCCCUUGAGCCGAUCUUCUCCGCCCAUCCCCACGUUCUCCGCUCCGCCCUCCCGAACCAACGGCGACCUUGCCGAGCCUCUUCCGGAGCCUCUUUCCGAACCUCGCUUCGAGCCUCAUUCCUGGCCUUCCAUACCCGAACCUCUGCAGCCGUUCCAUGCGCAACCUCUGCCCGCGUCCCCCCAGCCCCCAUGCGCGCCGAGCGCCGCCGCCCUAUCCACUUCCCCUUUACCCGCGGCUCUGGCGGCGCUUCUAGGCAUGACACGUGGCACGGAUCCGCUGCAGUUCAUGGGAAUCGAACGGCGGCGGGAUGAUCUGCUGCUAGCCGCGGCAUCGGCGCGCAGCACCUGCGGCGGCGUCCCGUCCGUCAACUGCCCGUCGCAAAGCAAUCUCGUCUCGCAUAUCUCCUCCCAUCCGUCCGAUUCGCUCUCCUCUCGUCCGUUCGAUUCGCUCCCCGCCGCUGCGCCAUCAUCCGCGGCGCUUCCGUGUCUCCCGCGGUCCGCUUCCGCUCCCGCUGGGUCUGGGGAAGGCGGAACAGCAACGGGAACAGCAACAGCAACAGCGACAGCGGCAGCGGCAACGGGUCAAGGUGAAGUGGAGGGGGAAGGGGGAGCUGCGGGGAGCGAGGGGAGGCUUGGAGCGGGUGCGGCGUGGGUGGCGGCGCGGACGCCGCGCGAGGAGGACAUCAACGAGUGGCUGGCAAAGGUGCUCGGCCCUGGGGGCUUGCAGGCGCGGGGAACUGCAGGGCCGGGGGGAUUGCAGGCGCGGGGAACUGCAGCGGGGGGCGGUAUGCAGCCGCGGGCGCCAGCGGUGGCGGGGAAUGCGCGCGGGCAUGAGGCGCAUCAGAACGCCGCGACGGCUGGAAGUGGCAGCGGGUUGGGCCAGGGGGAGGGGCGCGCAAGAGAGAGUGUUCAGGCGGAGCUGGUAGGGGAAGGGGGAAUGGGUGGAAGCGGGUGGGGGGGAGGGUUGCUAGCUGGGAGCAUUCAGCUUUUGGCUGCGAGUCAGGGGUUACAUGCGAGUCCGGGGUUGAAUGCGAAUUCGGUGCUGAAUGCAGAACAGCGGGCAGGUUUGGCCGAAGCUGUUGGUUUGGCCGAAGCUGUUGGUUUGGCUGGUGAUGUGCGUUCCAAUCGCGCAGCAGGCGGUGCGGGGGAAUUGUCAAGUGGCAGAGGAGAAUUCACGUUUGGAUCGUUGGGUGCAACAGGUGCAGGGAGUGCACACGUCCUACGGCAGCACGAUGGCAUGCAGUUGAAACGGCACUUAUCAGCAGCAGGAGCAGCAGGAGCAGCAGGAGCAGCGGCAGCAGCAGCCUCCUUUGCCCGUCAUGCUUCUGCUCCACUGCCCCUACUUGAACGGACCGCUGCUGAUUUGUCUGCGUGUGAGAGCGCACCUCUGUGGGAUGGUGCACCUGCGUGUGCCGGUGUGUCGCUGGGUCAGUUGAACUCGUGGGAGCUGCAACAGCCUGCUACUGUUGAGGAACUGGUGCUGCAGUGCAAUAAAAGAAAGCUAGCUGCUCUUCAAGAGACGGUCGAAGAGCUCAAACGCGACGCGGCCAGCAAGAAAAUCUCGCCUUCCGCCGACGCAGCCUCCACUGGCCCCGCCUCCGUGCUGACCUUCCGCAACAUCUGCUACUCCGUUUACGUCAAGCUGCGCAAGGGGGAAACUUCCGCCGCCGGCCCGCGGUUCGCGCGGCAGGACAGCACCCUCGCGAAUUUCCCGGGAUUGCCGCCUCAGCCGGGCAUUGAAGAGCCGCCGGUUUCCGCGGCCGCGGCGCAAGCAGAUGGCGGCGCAACUGGCGGCGGCGGGAUCGCCGACGGAUUCCGGCGGAAACGCGUUCGGAGGCAGAUCUUGACCGGCGUGAACGGCGAAGCGCGGUCCGGAGAGGUGACGGCGAUCAUGGGCGCAAGCGGAGGCGGAAAGACGACGCUGCUGAACAUCCUGGCGCAGCGGAUCUCGUCGGGGCGGCGGAGGGGGACGGUGGAGCUGGACGGCGCGGAGAUACACGCGGGGAUGAUGCGGCGCGUGUCCGCGUACGUGAUGCAAGACGACGUGCUGUUUCCGUCGCUCACGGUGCGCGAGACGCUCAUGUACGCCGCGGAGCUGCGCCUCGAGCCGAAAUUCACGCGACGCGAGAAGGAGGAGAAGGUCGCGCGGCUGAUCGACAUGCUCGGGCUGACGAAAGUUGAGAACUCACCGAUCGGUGGGGAGAGCAAGAGGGGCGUUUCUGGCGGUGAGCGAAAGCGAGUGGCGAUAGGGGUGGAGAUGGUGAGCGACCCGAAGAUUCUGUUUCUCGACGAGCCAACCUCGGGGUUGGAUUCAACCAGCGCUUACCGCGUCGUCCGCGCUAUGAAGUCCGUCGCGAUUCAGACUGCGAGCAUCUGCAUGAUGGUGAUCCACCAGCCUUCGUAUCGCGUACUGUGCGUCAUCGACAAGCUACUCCUCCUAGGCGUCGGCCAGACAGCCUACCUAGGCCCACCUGCUGGCCUCCCGCAUUUCCUCGCCUCUCUGGGAAGCCCAGUUCCGGAAGGUUCGAACAGCACAGAGCAUGGCUUGGAUGUCAUGGCCGUGUUACAAGCCCAGGGUGUUACCGACAUCCAGGCCUACGCCCAAGCCUGCCGAGAAGGCCUGGCCGACCCUGUAGCUGCGGCUCAGAAACCGUUCAAGGUCCCUAGUGAUACAUCUGAUCCAAAAUCUUCCAAGGAAAUUCCGGCCUGGGGACGACUUAGCAUAAAAAAGGAGGUGGUGGGGAAUGAGGAGGAGACGAAGGGGAGGGAAUUUGCAAACGGAUGGUUCCGGGAGCUGUGGGUGCUGACGAGGAGGGCUACAACGAACAUCAUGCGCACUCCUGCGCUGUACCUGCUGAGGCUGGCGCUCAUCCUUAUUGCGGGCCUGCUUCUAGCGAUUCUGUUCUGGAGGCCAGCUGAAACGCCCGAGGGACUCAUCAUUCGGCUGUCCUUCCUGUCGUGCGCUUGCUGCAUUGUUUUCUUCACCUCCUGCGAUGCUGUCCCGAUAUUUAUUGAGGUAUGA